GACAUGGAGUGCUGCACUAUCAUUCUACUUCUGUUAGUAUUUCAUGCGAUGCAUGGGCAAGGUGUCGCAGAUGGUGACUUAACCACUCAUCCUGAUUCUCUCGCACAUGGUGGCUAUUCCACUCCUGAUUCUGUCGCAGACUAUUCCACUCCUCCUGUUACGCAGUAUGAAUUUGCUGGUCAUCAAACAGAGAGCAGUCUUGGAUGUGGCCAAGAACUCGGAGGACCGCAGCCAGAAUUUAGCUUUACACAACCAACCGAAACUGAAAAUAUGUCUCAGCAAAAGGAAAUAUGUGAUGUGACGACGGAGGAAGCCGGACUGGGUUCCACAGCGCCGGUACAGCCAGAGCGCAAAAAAACCGGAGGCCAGGACACAUCAGGAUCAGACCUAUACAAUCUUUUUUAUGAAGUUACCAUCGCUUUCUUGCAGGGUGUAGCAGUAUUUUUAACUGACAUAUUCAGUGCUCUUAAUAGCCUCAAUUUAUCGCUGCAAGGAAAGGGUGUUUACAACUUCUAUGUUCAAGAUAAAAUGGAAGCAUCUAUUAAAAAACUGGGAAGAUGGUCUAGUAAAGUGAAAGAGAGCUCUUUUGAUGCAUUCCCACUCCUCAAUGAUUUCUUAGAAUCAUAUGGAAUCAGAGUUAACGAGGAAACAGUAGCUGCCAUGAAGGAACAUCUUGAAGCACUGGCCUCUAGUGUCAAGUACUUAUUCUGA
Schistocerca gregaria is the source of this 711-nucleotide messenger RNA. RefSeq lists its product as uncharacterized. Bases 4 to 711 code for a protein of 235 amino acids. Lineage: Eukaryota; Metazoa; Arthropoda; Insecta; Orthoptera; Acrididae. The record is from RefSeq and is a predicted model, not a curated record. The transcript is spliced from 4 exons.